GCAAGGGAAGCUGUGGAAAGAUGCUUAUCUUCCCAAGGAUUGUGUGUUCCAAUCCCUUUACUCAUGCCUGUCAGAAUCUUCUAAGACAGCCUUGGAUUUGCUUGCGUUGCAGGUACAUGACCGAAGUGAAUCCGAGCUUUAUUUGUGCUUUUAGACCAGCAUAAUAGGGUACAUGAAGAAGAGAAGGAUCUGCUGGGACUGCCUUACGAGAAUCGCCUCGAGCUUCUGCAUCGACGUAGAGGGGCAAUGGGCGGCUUCAACCUCGAUAAGCUCCUCCUGUUUCUUCUGUGCGUCGUGUUACUAGCUUCCGAGGGAGAGAUGGUCUGCGGCCUGCGAAGCGUCGACCAUGUUCUCAGGUAUGGUGAAGAAGGUGGACUGGCGGAGAAGAACCGACGCAUCCUUGCCAAUGUCGACGCCGGCAAGAAAUCAGCAGCCAAGUCUUCAUCAUUUGAUUCCAACAGCACCAGCAAACGAAGGGUUCGAAGAGGGUCGGAUCCCAUCCACAACCGGUGCUGAAGCUGCACCUCCUCGGGUAGCCAAGUGGGAGGCUUUGCGGGACGUCAAGAGAGUGAAAGAUUUCAUUUCAUUUCCUUUGGAGUUUCUUUAUGUUUCUUUUUAUGAUUUGGUUUGGAUAGGUUUCUCUCUUGUUUAAUGCUUUAAAGAUUUAGUCACAGAGAUAUAUUUGUACA
Molecule: messenger RNA, 689 nt
Organism: Musa acuminata subsp. malaccensis (wild Malaysian banana)
Lineage: Eukaryota; Viridiplantae; Streptophyta; Magnoliopsida; Zingiberales; Musaceae
Source: RefSeq, a predicted model, not a curated record